AUGGUUUAUAAAUAUGUCCGUAAGACAAAACAAGGUAGUUGGACACAAAAUGAUCUACAAAUGGCCAUGUUUGAGUGUCAAAAUGGGACCAAAAUAUUGACUGCAUCUGUAAUGUAUAACAUUCCGUUUUCAACAUUGUAUAGGCAUUUUAAAUCAGGCUGUGUUGAUAAACAUCUUGGCAGGUUUAGAUCUACUUUUUCCCCUGAACAAGAACAAGAACUGGUUAGCUACUUAAAAGAAAUGGAUUCGGUUUUUUAUGGUCUUUCUAAGUCUGACUUCAAAAGUUUGGUAGCUGUAUAUUCUCAAAAAAAUAAUAUAGAUCACCCAAAAAGCUGGGACAUAUCAGGUUUAGCUGGUGAUGAUUGGUUAGCUCAUUUUCUAAAACGUAAUCCUAAUAUAGUUCUAAGAACUCCAGAGCCAACUUCUGUGGCUCGAGCUAGGGGUUUUAAUCGGCCACAAGUUGAAAGAUUUUUUAAAUUAUUGGAAGAGCAAUAUAAUAUUUGUGAUUCGGAUGCCACUAGAGUUUACAACAUGGAUGAGACUGGUAUUUCAACAACAACUAAUAAACCCCCUAAAGUGUUUUCAAUUACUGGAAAAAAACAAGUUGGAGUUAUUUCUAGUGCUGAGCGAGGAAAACUGACAACAGUUAUUGGUUGCUGUAAUGCAGCUGGCUCUUUUAUCCCGCCUUUUUUUAUUUUUGCAAGACAAAAGAUGCAACCAAGGUUGAUGGAUGGGGCUCCUCCUGGCUCCAAAGGGCAUUGUUCUGCUAGUGGUUGGACAAAUGGUGAUUUAUUUUUAACGUGGCUUCAAUUUUUUGUAGAAAUAGUGCGACCCACACCGGAUAAAAAAGUUAUUUUAGUCUUAGACAACCAUGAGUCGCAUAAGUAUUACCCUGCUUUAAAAUAUGCUGUUGAAAACCAUAUUACAUUUGUUUCCUUUGCACCUCACACAACGCAUAAAAUGCAACCAUUGGAUAAAUCUGUUUUUGGUCCCAUCAAAAAGUUUUUUGAACAAGAGAUUAAUGUUUUCCAAAAAUCGUAUAGUGGUCGUAUAAUUAAUCAAUAUGAUAUUGUCAAAAUUUUCAGUCCCGCUUAUUUAAAAGGAGCUACUCCUCUAAAUGCAGUAAACGGAUUCAAAGCAACGGGGUUGUGGCCUUUAAAUCCUUUUAUUUUUGGAGAUGAAGACUAUGCUCCAGCAUCAGUUACUGAUAGACCCAUGAUGAACUUGCCUGUUUUAGACUCAGACACUUAUAUACCUAGUACAAGUUUAGAACCAGUAAUGAACUUGCCUAUUUUAGAAUCGGACACAAAUAUACCUAGUACAAGUUUAGAACCAAUAAUGAACUUGCCUAUUUUAGAAUCGGACACAAAUAUACCUAGUACACGUUUAGAACCAGUAAUGAACUUGCCUAUUUUAGAAUCGGACACUAAUAUACCUAGUACAAGUUUAGAACCAAUAAUGAACUCUACUAUAUUAAAACCAACAAGUAAUGAAAAGACUACACCAAAAAAUACAAAAAAAGUUUAUACAAAUUGCAUUGGUGAUCAAAAAGUUUCCCCAUCGGAAAUUCGGCCUAUACCUAAAUUUGAUUUAGCUAAAAUAUCAACAAGAAAACGAAAAGGACAACGGGCAGAAGUUUUAACCAGUAGCCCUAUUAAAAAAUUACAAUAUGAAAGACUGAAAAAUGCAGAAGCUAAAGCGACAAAAACAUUACCAAAACGCAAGGUGAAAAAAACAUCAAAACAGAAGCCAAAUCAAAACGAAAAUGAGUCUGAAAGUAAUCUCAUCUGCCUUAUUUGCUUAGAAAAAUAUUUAAAGGGACCUGAAGGAAAACCCCUUGAAGAUUGGAUAAUGUGUUGUAUUUGUGAAAAAUGGUACCACGAAGACUGUACAUCUUAUCUAGGAAAAUCUCAAUUCAUUUGUGAUUUCUGUGAAGAUGUUGACUGA
This is a messenger RNA of Macrosiphum euphorbiae (potato aphid), 1947 nucleotides long. Lineage: Eukaryota; Metazoa; Arthropoda; Insecta; Hemiptera; Aphididae. The record is from the annotation of a GenBank genome assembly.